AUGCCCCAGGCCCUGGAGUGUUCGGAGGGUUGCUGGGCCUGGAUGGUGCUCCUGGCCUCUGUGGUGACCCAGGGCCUCACCCUGGGCUUCCCCACAUGCGUCGGCAUCUUCUUCACUGAACUGCAGCGUGAGUUCCAGGCCAGCAACAGCGAGACCUCCUGGUUCCCAUCCAUCCUGACAGCCAUGCUCCAUGCAGGGGGACCCUUGUGCAGCAUCCUGGUGGGACGCUUCGGCUGCAGAGCGACGGUGAUGCUGGGCGGCGUGCUGGCCAGCCUGGGCAUGGUGGCCGGGUCCUUCUGCUGCACCCUCGGCCAGCUCUACCUCACGGCAGGCUUCGUCACAGGCCUGGGCAUGUGCUUCAACUUUCAGUCAAGCAUCACUGUGCUGGGACUCUACUUUACCUGCUGGCGGGUGCUGGCCAACGCGCUGGCCUCGGCGGGCGUCUCCCUGGGCAUCAUGCUGUGGCCACUGCUCUCCCGCUCUCUCCUGGAGGGCCUGGGCUGGAGAGGCAGCUUCCUCAUCUUCGGCGGGGUUCUCCGCUGCUGUGUCUGUGGGGCCAUCCUGAGGCCCGUGCCUGCCAGUGUGACCCCUGAGACCAGAGAUGGCCUCCCUCCACCUUCCAAGAGACCCGCACGAGGCUGCCCGGCAGCACGCGGUCGGGCCAUCCAGCGCCACCUGGCCUUCGAUGUCCUGCGGCACAACGUGGGCUACCGCGUGUACACACUGGGAGUCGUCUGGAUGAUCAUGGGUUUCCCACUGCCCCACGUCUUCCUGGUGUCGUAUGCCAUUUGGCACGGGGUGGAUGAACACAGGGCGGCCCUGCUCAUCUCCAUCAUUGGCUUUAGCAUCAUCUUCCUGCGGCCCAUGGCUGGGCUGGUGGCAGGCCGGUGGGACUUUGCUAGCCACCGCAAUUACCUGUUCAGCCUGGCGGCCCUGCUCAACGGGCUCACCAACCUGGCAUGCGCAGCGUCGGCCGACUUCCGGGUGCUGGUGGCCUACUGCCUGGUGUACAGCGUGUCCAUGAGCAGCAUUGGUGCUCUCCUUUUCCAGGUCCUCAUGGACAUUGUCCCCAUGGACCGGUUCUCCAGCGCCCUGGGCCUCUUCACCGUCCUGGAGAGCAUCUCCAUCCUCAUCUCCCCGCCACUGGCUGGACUCCUCCUAGACACCACCAGCAACUUCAGCUAUGUUUUCUACAUGUCAAGUUUCUUCCUCAUCUCAGCCGCCCUCUUCAUGGGUGGCAGUUUCUGGGCCCUGGGGAAGAUGGAGAGGCAGGGCCCGCAGGCUGAGGUGCAAGGAGCUGUAACAGAGGCUGCCCCAGAGCACGGCCUCACUAUGGAGGACACAGACGGUCCCAAGAAGCAGCUGCGCGUGGAGAUCAUGUAUGUGACCAGCGUCUGA
This is a messenger RNA of Lipotes vexillifer (Yangtze River dolphin), 1398 nucleotides long. It is a transcript of the gene SLC16A5, whose product is annotated as solute carrier family 16 member 5. Gene Ontology annotation, cellular component: basolateral plasma membrane. Gene Ontology annotation, biological process: monocarboxylic acid transport; transmembrane transport. The record is from RefSeq and is a predicted model, not a curated record. Lineage: Eukaryota; Metazoa; Chordata; Mammalia; Artiodactyla; Lipotidae. Gene Ontology annotation, molecular function: monocarboxylic acid transmembrane transporter activity. The transcript is spliced from 4 exons. Bases 1 to 1398 code for a protein of 465 amino acids.